GGAUCCCCUCAGUACAAGGUUCCCUCUUCCCUAGGCUUGUCUCCCCCCGUCUUUGCGUACGAUGGCUCCCUACUUCCUACGCAGCCUCAUCCCCCGCCGCGAGGCGCGAACGGAGGGCCGCCCCCUCCUCCAGGCCCUCGCUACUGUGACAUGGGUUCAGUGGGGCCACUUCUGGGCUGGUUGGCUCGCUUGGACGUGCGACGCGAUUGACUUCUUCUCCGUCUCGCUAUCCGUGACGAACCUCCAACAUCAAUUCGGGAAAAACACCCAUACCAUCUCGACCGCCAUCACGCUCACACUGCUCUUCCGCUCCGUGGGCGCAGUCGUCUUCGGUAUCCUCUCUGACAGAUAUGGUCGCAAAUGGCCGCUCAUUGGCAACCUCCUCUUGGUCUCCGUCCUCGAGCUUGGCUCCGGAUUCGUCCAAACCUUCCCGGCAUUCCUCGCUGUCCGCUCGCUCUUCGGUGUCGCAAUGGGUGGCAUCUGGGGCCUAGCAGCCUCGACCGCGCUUGAGAACCUGCCUGUGGAAGUCCGUGGUCUCGCGUCGGGCGUCCUGCAGCAGGGCUACGCCGUCGGCUAUCUUCUCGCGGCUGUCAUCAACUUGACGCUCGUCCCUGAGACCUCGACUUCAUGGCGCUCGCUCUUCUGGUGCGCGUCCGGCAUUUCCGCCUUCUCGGCGUUCGUCCGCUUGCUCCUACCCGAGAGCGCCGUCUUCCUUCGCGCGAAGGAGGCCGCGCGAGCGCGCGGCGGGAGCUCGACGAAGAGCAAGACGAGGAUCUUCAUCCACGAGACCGGGGAGAUGCUCAAGCGGCACUGGCUUCUGUGCAUCUACGCCGUGCUCCUCAUGACCGGCUUCAAUUUCCUUUCUCACGGAUCCCAGGACCUGUACCCCACGUACUUGACACAGGCGAAGCUCUUCACCCAGCACGACGCUACCGUUGCGACUAUUAUUGGCAACUGCGGUGCGAUUGCUGGGGGUGCCAUUGCCGGAUGGGUCAGCCAGUACAUCGGCCGUCGGCUCACGAUCAUCAUCUUCGUUCUCCUCAUCGGCGCAUUCAUCCCGCUCUGGAUCCUGCCGACGGGUUUCGGUGCGCUUGCUGCUGGUGCUUUCUGCAUCCAGUUUGGCGUGCAAGGCGCCUGGGGUGUGAUUCCCAUUCAGCUUGCGGAGAUCUCGCCACCGGCCUUCCGUGCCACCUUCCCUGGUGUUGCUUACCAGCUGGGUAACAUGGUCUCCUCUGCGUCCGCGCAAAUCGAAGCCACCGGCGCCUCGAACCUGCACACGACGAUCACGGGCAAGGACGGGAAGCCGACGGUCGUGUCCGACUACGCGACGGUGCAGGGCAUCCUCAUCGGCGUCGUCGCCGCGUUCGUGCUCGUCGUGACGAUCGUCGGCCCGGAGAACUUCGGCUCGCACUUCGAGAAGCACAAGGCCGCGUUCGAGGAGGGCGGCGGCCGCGACGAGGUCGUCGAGGACGAGGACGAGAGCGCGAAGCCCUCGCGCCCGACGAGCGUGCAGAUCGUUGACGAGAAGCGGAGCACGCCCGAGCCUGUUUGAGGCGAACAUGCCGCGCGACGGACGGGGUGGUGACGAUACCUUUCAGCGUGGCGGGGUUGGACGCUCCCGAUGCACGCCGCGGUGUUGAGGCUUGCCCGGCCCGUGUGUGCGCGUGCUGCUGGGUGAGGUUUGGGACGUGCUGUUACGUGUCUGCGUAUGUAUACGUACAUGUCAUGACUGUGACGACUAGUUAGUGCUUUUGUUUGUACUGUAUUUGUAACGAUCUCUGUCGAUUGAUUGUGUUGGCGAUUGAUA
Dichomitus squalens LYAD-421 SS1 is the source of this 1807-nucleotide messenger RNA. RefSeq names its product MFS general substrate transporter. The transcript has 11 exons. The record is from RefSeq and is a predicted model, not a curated record. Gene Ontology annotation, cellular component: plasma membrane. Gene Ontology annotation, biological process: plasma membrane lactate transport. The coding region runs from base 62 to 1552 and encodes 496 amino acids. Gene Ontology annotation, molecular function: secondary active monocarboxylate transmembrane transporter activity. Lineage: Eukaryota; Fungi; Basidiomycota; Agaricomycetes; Polyporales; Polyporaceae.